Molecule: messenger RNA, 2115 nt
Organism: Rana temporaria (common frog)
Lineage: Eukaryota; Metazoa; Chordata; Amphibia; Anura; Ranidae
Product: zinc finger protein 182-like
Exons: 3
Coding region: 53-706 (217 amino acids)
Biological process (GO): regulation of transcription by RNA polymerase II
Molecular function (GO): DNA-binding transcription factor activity, RNA polymerase II-specific; RNA polymerase II cis-regulatory region sequence-specific DNA binding
Source: RefSeq, a predicted model, not a curated record
ACAGGAAGGCCACACCAUCCCUCACCAUCAUCAGGGGAGAGAAGUGACUGAUAUGAAAACUGAGGUUAAAGAGGAAGAAGAGACGUACAUGAAAGAAAAUCAGUUGUGUAUGAAGGAAGCUAAAGUUAUGGUGACAGUUACAAAAGAGGAACCUUCUCUAGGUGUUAGCACUGGUAGACACAGUGGAUGGAAUACCCCAGAGGGACAUCAUAUUUCACCUCCAAAUCUAAAUGAGGAAAAUAAUGACAUUGAACGUUGUUCUCCAGGAGUAAGCAUUUUUACCCAAUACAUGCAUCACAGACUUGAUCAUAUGGUUAUAACAACGGAACUGUUUAAUUCUGAGGAUUCAAUUGACAAAUCAAAUACUAUUAUCUCAAACAUCCAACCUAGCUUUCACAACGCAGAUGGGUCACCAGAUCCUUCUAAUCCUAAAGAAAUGACUUCUAAUAAUGUUAACAUUACACAUAGAGAUAAUAAGUUACUUCCAUGUACUUUCCAAGAUUGUGAAAAGUCAUUUAUCAAAGAACAAGACCUUGUUUUACAUCAGAGAAUGCACACCAGUGAAAAACCCUUUUCAUGUUCCGCAUGCGAGAAGUCCUUUGUAAAGAAAUCACAACUAGUGCGACACCAGAGAAUCCACACCGGGGAAAAGCCUUUCUCGUGUUCUGAGUGCGAAAAAUCUUUCACCUUCCAAUCCCAACUCUGAAUACACCAAAGAGUCCACACCGGCGAGAAGAAGCCCUUUCCAUGUUCCGAGUGUGAGAAGUCCUUUAUAACGAAAGCAGAACUCAUUCGACAUGAGAGAAUCCACACCGGGGAAAGGCCCUUCUCGUGUUCUCAGUGCGGAAAGUCUUUCACCAACACAUCGCUACUUUAUGCACAUCAGAGAAUACACACCGGAGAGAAGCCCUUUUCCUGUUCCAAAUGUGAGAAGUCCUUCAAUCACAAAACUGGAUUGAUUCGUCACGAGAGAAUCCACACUGGGGAGAAGCCCUUCUCGUGUUCCCGAGUGUGGAAAGUCUUUCACCCAGAAAUCUCUCCUCCAUACACACCAGAGGGUUCACACUGGUGAAAAGCCCUUUUCCUGUUGUGAGUGUGGAAAGUGCUUCUCCAAUAAAGGGAACUGUGAUAGGCACAUGAGAAUUCACACCGGCUACUGAAUGCAUAUGAUUGGCAGGGGCGGGGGAAGCAUGUAUAUAUGCUGAAGUGGGAGAGAGAGCUGGGGGAGUCACUGCCGAUGGAGGCCUGGCAGGCCGUCUGGAGGCAGGCUGCUAAAUCGUCCCUAUGCACCUUGUAUAAAGAAAACUCAUAUAAAAUUCUGUGUUUCUUUUACCAAACCCCGGACAUACUCCACAAAAUAUUUCCCUCCACCUCUGACCGAUGCUGGCGAUGCCAUCAGGACAGAGGCUCUCUCUUCCACAUUUACUGGACGUGCCCCCUUAUCACCCCGUUUUGGCAGUCCACACAACAGCUGCUUACCCAUCUCUUUGAGACGCCAAUCCCCCUAACCCCUAAACUAUUUUUGCUAGUUAUCUCCCAACCCCGCCUGGCCAAGCCAUAUAAAAAACUACUUAGGCACGUACUAACGGCGGCUAGAUGCUUGAUAGCCCUUAAUUGGAAAAAAUCCACACCCCCGUCCCAAGAGGCCCUUUACGCUAGGGUCAAGGACGUGGAGUUGAUGGAGCGGAUGACAGCUAGGAUACGUAAUGGCAUGGAUGCCCACGACGAGGUCUGGAGUGAGUGGCACCGGCGGGAGGACCCGCCGGGGGCGGACGGGGUGGUAGAUGCGGUAACCUAAAUCUCUCUUCCCUCUCUUUUCCUCUUUUCUUUUCUUGUUUCUUUUCUUGACCCUUCUCUCCUCUUAUACAAUCUACUGUUACGGUGUCACCGUUGACACCAGAGUAUAGAAAACGGUUUGAAAUGCAUAGUUUGUUGACAUGACUGGCGGUAGAGCCAGCUUUUGGAAUAGGGCCCCAUGGGCCGGAAGCUCAACUCCCCCUCUACCCAUAAAGGGCAAGGGUAAUAUUUGUAUUCUUGGAUAAGUGUCUGCUUUGGCUAUUGUUAUUACCUGCAUUUAACUGUAUCUUGCGAACUGUUUUAUAUAAAUAAAAAAUG